Molecule: messenger RNA, 2070 nt
Organism: Oncorhynchus nerka (sockeye salmon)
Lineage: Eukaryota; Metazoa; Chordata; Actinopteri; Salmoniformes; Salmonidae
Product: tubulin beta chain
Exons: 4
Coding region: 139-1476 (445 amino acids)
Biological process (GO): mitotic cell cycle; microtubule cytoskeleton organization
Cellular component (GO): cytoplasm; microtubule
Molecular function (GO): GTP binding; GTPase activity; structural constituent of cytoskeleton
Source: RefSeq, a predicted model, not a curated record
UCUGAAGCGGUCUUUUCCCUCUCGCGCUCUCUCAACGGCUCGCUAGACAGACGCUUACAAAAAGGCGCGUAGUAAAGAUUAAAUAGUCGGAAGUUUACAAGUGAUCUUGAUUAAUUUACUCGGAAACUCGAUUUCAACAUGAGGGAGAUUGUUCAUCUGCAGGCCGGUCAAUGUGGAAAUCAGAUCGGUGCCAAGUUUUGGGAGGUUAUCAGUGACGAGCAUGGAAUAGACCCAACAGGCACUUAUCAUGGAGAUAGCGAUCUACAGCUUGAGAGAAUCAACGUGUACUAUAAUGAGGCAACAGGUGGCAAGUAUGUUCCUCGUGCCAUUCUAGUUGAUCUGGAGCCUGGCACGAUGGACUCUGUCCGCUCUGGACCAUUCGGCCAAAUAUUCAGACCGGACAACUUUGUCUUUGGACAGAGUGGUGCAGGUAACAACUGGGCAAAGGGCCAUUACACUGAGGGAGCAGAGCUGGUAGACUCUGUCCUGGAUGUGGUGAGAAAGGAAGCCGAGAGCUGCGACUGUCUUCAGGGUUUCCAGCUCACCCACUCCCUUGGAGGCGGCACAGGCUCUGGUAUGGGUACCCUGUUGAUUAGCAAGAUCCGUGAGGAGUACCCUGACCGCAUCAUGAACACCUUCAGUGUGGUGCCCUCCCCCAAAGUGUCAGACACUGUGGUGGAGCCCUACAAUGCCACCCUGUCUGUGCAUCAGCUAGUGGAGAACACUGACGAGACUUAUUGCAUCGACAACGAGGCCUUGUAUGACAUCUGCUUUCGCACUCUGAAGCUGACAACUCCCACUUACGGGGACCUCAACCACCUGGUGUCAGCCACCAUGAGUGGUGUCACCACCUGCCUGCGCUUCCCCGGCCAGCUCAACGCCGACCUACGUAAGCUAGCUGUCAACAUGGUCCCAUUCCCCCGCCUGCAUUUCUUCAUGCCAGGCUUUGCCCCCCUCACCAGCAGAGGCAGCCAGCAGUACAGAGCGCUGACGGUGCCUGAACUCACCCAGCAGAUGUUCGAUGCCAAGAACAUGAUGGCUGCCUGCGAUCCCCGUCACGGCCGCUACCUCACUGUGGCCGCCAUUUUCCGUGGCCGCAUGUCCAUGAAGGAGGUGGACGAGCAGAUGCUGAAUGUGCAGAACAAGAACAGCAGCUACUUCGUCGAAUGGAUCCCCAACAAUGUCAAGACUGCAGUCUGCGACAUCCCGCCCCGCGGCCUUAAAAUGGCUGCUACCUUCAUCGGCAAUAGCACGGCCAUCCAGGAGCUGUUUAAGCGCAUCUCUGAGCAGUUCACAGCCAUGUUCCGCCGCAAGGCGUUCCUGCACUGGUACACCGGAGAGGGCAUGGACGAGAUGGAGUUCACCGAGGCCGAGAGCAACAUGAACGACCUGGUAUCUGAGUACCAGCAGUACCAGGAUGCCACCGCCGAGGAGGAGGGCGAGUUUGAAGAGGAGGGAGAAGAGGAUAUGGGUUAGAUGGAUAAAAGGGAUUUUUAAAAUCAAUUUCAACUGCAUUCCAUUCCUGGUUUCAGUUUAUUAUUUCACUGCACAAAGAGCUGCUGUCAGUGUUUAACCUGUUGUAAUUACAAUAAAUCUUAUCAGCAUUUUCUGAACAUGUUUGUGUUCCUGUGUAGAUGUAAAAGAUCAAACUGAUGAGUAGUUUCUGAAAAACAGGAGAAACUUGAAAAUAGAUACCCUUCUUCACAAUACAGUUCUUGUUAGGUGCCUUUAUAGAUUAAGAAGCAGUAAAAGCAUAGGCAAACAUUUCUAUAACACAAUUUGUUAAUAUAAUUUUAUAGUUGGUUACAGUGGGAUUACAGCAAAAUAAAUCACUUUUUAAAUGAAUCGCACUAAAUUGCCUCAUUUGCAACGUAGUGUUAUCGGAAUUCUUUAAGGGACAUUGGUGUAAUAAAAGCUGCAACAUACAAAUUGCAUGCUUGCCAAAAGGCCAAGGUCUUGCUCCCUUCAAGUUUGGAGAGGGCAAUUGCAUUUUUAAUGCUUGGUAAUCACAUGCAAUGUUCCAAAUUGCUCUCAUUUUGAGGGAAACUUACAGAAGUGCUUGGAAGGCAU